This is a messenger RNA of Blastomyces gilchristii SLH14081, 3158 nucleotides long. RefSeq names its product C6 finger domain-containing protein. The coding region runs from base 1049 to 3118 and encodes 689 amino acids. Gene Ontology annotation, molecular function: DNA-binding transcription factor activity, RNA polymerase II-specific; zinc ion binding. The record is from RefSeq and is a predicted model, not a curated record. The transcript is spliced from 2 exons. Gene Ontology annotation, biological process: regulation of DNA-templated transcription. NCBI's taxonomy places the organism in Eukaryota, Fungi, Ascomycota, Eurotiomycetes, Onygenales, Ajellomycetaceae.
CAUCAGGGGGGGGCGGCCAACAACUUGUGCACUUUGUAGCGGUUUGUUUGCGCCACUCGGUUUUUUCUCUCCCAUUAGCACAGUAUUAUUUUGUAUUAUUUUAGUAUUAUUAUGCACCACAAUGCCCGAGCUCAAUCAUAAGUGCUCGUCUUGUCUGCUGCAACAAACAGAACGCCGCCUAAGUUACCUAGUGUUUCCUUUUUCCUUUUUUUUCUUUUGCUUUUUCUCUUCUUUCCUCCUCGGUGGGCACUGGGCGGAGGGGGGUGGAGUAUUUAUGACUUUACGCCCUGUAACGCACUGUAAUUUGUAGGUGUAAUAGUGGUAAUAGUCACAGUUCCGAGUUCCCGCGCCGCGCCCUUUGUCUGCUUUCCCCCCUCCCCCCCUUAUUAUUCUUAUACGCCCUGCUUCCAUAGUUCUCUUGUUUCCACCCACUGCCGGCUCCUGUUUCCACCACCCCCCCCGUCCCCCCGUUCCUCCCUCCCUUUUCUCCUCCUCCUCCUCCUCUCCUCUGCUCUGCUCUCCUCUCCUCUCCUCUCCUCCGGACAGUCUGAUUUCCACUUCGCCUCAACUCCAACUUCAUCUUCAUCUUCAAUCCUCAACUUUAUCCACUUUACUCCCCCCAAUCCUCUUAUCUCCUCACUUUCUACCCCGUUCCCCCCCGCUUGUUCCUCUGCAGCUUUGAGGUUGCGGCUAAUUUCCCCCUACACGGUUCCAUUCCCCCAGCUCGUGAACGACUCAGAUAGAUAAUCUGAUUUUUGCCCAUUCAACAACCCUUUCUCUUGCGACUGUGCCUUUGCGUCUAGUCUGCUGCUGCCUCUGUCUGGAAUCUAUUCAUCUUGAUUUUUCUUGUUCGAUUUUGUCUCUUUUUUACGCCUUGUCGCGCCCCUACUCAGGAGGCCUCCUCUCACCUUCUACACCCCGCCCCGUUUGGCCAGCCCUCUUUAAGCGUAGUGCGCAAAUUCAGAUACAUAUCUCCAUCUACUUCACAUUCGGGAAGCUGGGUGAAGAGAAUUUGUCUUGAUUCCAUAGUCGGCAUUUCCCCGUCGCAAUGGAGUCAAGAACAAUGCCACCAGAGCCAGGCAACAAACGUCCCAGAUCCCCAUCGGGCGACUAUACCCAUUCGACUCCCUCCACCAAAGUCCCCAAAACCCACUCCAACCAUCUCCAAAUCAACUACCUCGCCCGCCAAUACGCCCAUAAUAUUCCCCUCGUCUCUGCAGAAGAUACUCUCCCCUCCAUCCUCCGUAUAAUAAACGACUACGACGGCGUACUCCAGCGUCACGAGAGCAUUGCUGGAAACCUAGGCGCAUGUCCCCUCGGCCCAAUCCUCGUCUCUCGUUUCGAACGUCUCUUCGACGGGCCCCCCAAGGUGCUAAAAUCUCAUGGGAAAGAAGGGACAACGGUCUCCUGGCUCGAUGUUGUCGAGUUUGCGAAAAACAAACCGGAGCAAUUCACUCUUGAAAAGACGCGAAAUGGAGUACCUGUUUGCCAGAUAUAUACCAAGCAGAGUCGCAUAGAAAUUUCAGAGGAGGACUACAUCCUGAUCAAGUCGGGGAUUCCUCAGAAGAUUAUCCCCCCGCAGCCAAUCGUGGAGGAUGAGGAGAAGGAAUUGGGCGCGUUAGAAAUUUUAGAAAAGAAUCUGGGGCAGAUUAUUAAUCUGGCUGAUCAAGUGUCGGCUCGUGCCAGACAGCUGAACCACAGAUUCAAAAAUCGCAAGAGUGCUAUUGUGAGCAGGAGAGAAAAUGAUUUAUCACUCACUGCACGACAACCGCGGUCUAUUAGUCCACUCCGCGAAGCCAAUGGCAAUGGAAUGGGUACCGCCCAUACAAGCAACGGCCAUUCGAGCCCUCACUCCCCUCAGGGCUUCAUCGCGGUUAAUUCUUCUUCUCGACACGAACACUCCCCCGAUGACGCCAGUAUCCUCUCCGCAGCGCAAUUCAUGUUCCCUCAUUCCAGCACAGACAACGUCACCAUAAUCAACGGGACCUCGAUUAAGGGAGCCUCCCCUGCUACACGUGCAGAAUUAAUGAAAAAAUUCUUCACCACAGCCGAUCGCCAUGCGCGGGGCUACCAAAAUGAUGAAGUUAUAGAAGGUCCUGCCCCGCCCGCGCGCCACGCUUCCCGCUCUCGACCCCGCGCCUCCGACCCCGGCGAGUAUGGAGGAGGCUUCGCAGGAAGCGGACCUGUGGCCAUCCCCAAUACCCCAUCUUCCCUCCUCCCUCAACCAAAGUCCUCCAACCACUACGAGCGUGACGACGGCGGGCCCUACAAGAUCGAAAUGGUAAGCCGCAUGGAAGGCCUCCAGCGCGGCGAACGCAUCCUCCCCCCCUGCGACCGCUGUCGCCGUCUACAGAUGGACUGCCACAAGAACCUUACCGCCUGCAUGGGCUGUACGAAGAAACACGCCAAGUGCUCGUGGAAGGAAGUUAAAAUCGAGGAGCUGCACGAGACGUACCUGGCUCGUCCUCAAAGUAGUAUAGACGGUGGCAAUGGCAAUAUGCAUGAUGGAACGAUGCCGACAAUAGAAACGGAGGCGGAAACAUCAGCGUCUGCAUCGACGACGGAACUUGGUAAGAGUCAGCGGGGCAAUAGGACGCCGAAUGUCGGUGGUAUCAACGCUGACGCGGGCUCAACCGCCGGAACCGACCAGGGCCCUAUUAUCUGCAACCCCAACAACAAUACCAAUAAUAAUAAUAACACGAAUACCCGCCGCGCCUCCGAACCACAAACACGCAUCCGCCACACCUCUAAACCCCGUUCGCAGAGCGAAAACAGCAUGCUCGCGGGCCUAGCGGAGGCGGCGCACGAGCCCGACCGGUGGACGAAUAAUAAUAAUAAUGAUAACACACACGGAGAUAUGCACUCAGCAGCACAUCGCUCACAUCCACAUCCGCAUUCAUACCAACACCAACAUACACAUCCACAUGCACAUACACAAGCGCUGUUAGAUACAGACGCAGACGACAACGACUCCACGGACCCGCUCGCGCAAGCUAUUAGGGAUACCAUGGGGAAGCAUAACCUUGCUGCUGCAGCUGCAGCGGCGCGGUCAUCGGGACAUAGGGAGAGGGAAAUGGAGAGGCAGAGAGAGAGAGAGAUAGAUCGAGAUGACGAAUGAUGGAAUCGCCCCCUCCCUUUUCUUUAUUUUUAUUUAUAUA